UUGGGUUAUAAAAUUUGAUGGUUUACCAAAAUGACAAUUAUAAAAGAAAGAAUAGCGUUACAAAACUUUAUGUGCAUAAACGAUUAUGAUUCAUUUUUGAAGAUUUACUGAAUAAAUUAUUUUUAAAUAAAUAAUCGAAAUUAUUGUCAAGCUGUAUGUUCUAUUGAUAAUGGAGAAUUUAAGAUUGGAAAAUUUAUAUAUUCAUGUCACAAACCGAGCUAGACCAAUCACCAUCAGAACAAGCAAUAUUGCAAGCACGAGGCUAUAAAAUAAUGAAAAAACUUGGUGAAGGUUCUUUUGCUAAAGUUUUUUUAGCUGAAUAUAAACCUAAUGAUGAUCCAGAUAGUAAUAUCAGUCUAGCUUGUAAAAUAGUUGAUACAUCAAAUGCACCAAAAGAUAUUGUAAGGAAAUUCUUUCCACGUGAAUUAGAUAUUCUGGUGAAGCUCAAUCAUCCACAUGUUGUCCAAGUGCAUAGUAUAUUUCAGAGGCGCACAAAAUAUUUCAUAUUCAUGAGAUUUGCCGAGAAUGGUGAUCUCUUACAGUAUAUUUUAAAAAAUGGCCCUGUUGGUGAAAGUCAAGCACGAGUUUGGUUAAGACAGCUUGCUCUCGGUUUACAAUAUUUACAUGAAAUGGAAAUAGCUCAUCGUGACAUAAAAUGUGAAAAUGUAUUACUAACAACAAAUUUCAAUGUAAAGCUUGCAGAUUUUGGUUUUGCUCGUUAUGUAACAGAUAUUCGUGGAAAGAGAGUGAUGAGCGAUACUUUUUGCGGUUCUUUAUUAUACGCAGCACCAGAAAUACUCCGAGGCACUCCUUAUAAUCCUAAAAUUGCUGAUGUCUGGUCACUCGGUGUGAUUUUAUAUAUUAUUUUGAACAAAGCUAUGCCUUUUGAUGAUACAAAUUUGACACGUUUAUAUGAGCUGCAAACUAAUCGUCGUUGGAAAUUUCGACGAAAAAUAGUUGAUGAGCUCAGUGAGAAUGUAAAAAAAUUAAUUACCAAUCUUCUUGAACCUGAUACGUCAAAGAGGUGGAAAACUGAUCAAGUUGUUCAUAGCAGUUGGAUUGCAAUGGAUCCGAGAUUAGUUAUACUUAGUCCUAUUGAACAAGCUGCUCUCAAUAAUGCGAUUGAUGAACGCAAAAAGAAUGAACAAAAAUAUUCAAAAAAGCAUACGAUAAUUUUUAAAGUUGACCAGCAAGACAAUUCAGAGUAUAAACAAAAUAUUCCAGAUGCAGAGAAUAUAAAAAUAAUAAAAGAAGUUGACAAAACCCCCAUCAAUUCCUCCUUCAUUGAAGGUGAUAAUUUAUUUAAAAAUAGUGAACCAAUAGCUGCUACAACGUAAUUUAUGAUAAUGUAUUUUCUUUACAUUAUUUAAAAUUGGCAUUAAUAGAAAAAA
Chelonus insularis is the source of this 1391-nucleotide messenger RNA. Its product is annotated as testis-specific serine/threonine-protein kinase 1-like. The record is from RefSeq and is a predicted model, not a curated record. Gene Ontology annotation, molecular function: protein serine/threonine kinase activity; ATP binding. Bases 204 to 1337 code for a protein of 377 amino acids. Lineage: Eukaryota; Metazoa; Arthropoda; Insecta; Hymenoptera; Braconidae. The transcript is spliced from 4 exons. Gene Ontology annotation, biological process: intracellular signal transduction; protein phosphorylation. Gene Ontology annotation, cellular component: cytoplasm.